This is a messenger RNA of Penicillium oxalicum, 585 nucleotides long. RefSeq lists its product as uncharacterized. Lineage: Eukaryota; Fungi; Ascomycota; Eurotiomycetes; Eurotiales; Aspergillaceae. The transcript has 2 exons. The coding region runs from base 1 to 585 and encodes 194 amino acids. The record is from RefSeq and is a predicted model, not a curated record.
AUGAACUGGCUGGGUCGCUGCGCUCUGCUUUUCCCCGCAGAAAGAAUUGACUCGUCCUGCCCUCGACUUGAUGUGCCGAAGACGCAGCAUACGUGCAGGGGUCGGGACUGGAGUGGAUCCAUCCAGUUUGAUCCUCCGAAAAAUCUCCUUCUCCUUGGGCAGUCAGAGAGGACAAGGGUAGUCACCGGACCUGAGGAGGCACGCCUCGAACUUUUUCUCCGAGAGUCCGAACGGGCGGUUUCGAGAACCGCCCAGCUUGCCUGUCAUACUAGCCAGAUCGAAUCGAUUGCUCCAGAAGACCGAAAAACAAAAAACGACUCCGCACUUUGUGGCGUCGUCGCGCAACGUUUACUCCCUCCUACAUCUAUUCAGGAUCGGCCCAACAGUGUUUGCAGUCGUCUGUCAUCUGUCCCGUUCGAGUUGUAUCUCCCGGAUCAUGAAUCAGACCUGACUCAGACUCUCCAAUUCCCACUACCCUUUUGGAUCAGGGAUAUUGCUGACCCUCUCCAUGCAGGGUCGAGGGUGACAGAAGCCAACAUUUCAACUUUUCGCCGCUGCGGAGAAGCGCCACUACACGCCCGCUAG